AUGGUUGCGCACCUUAAAGACAGGAAUCAGGAGACAAAGACGGUCUGUCUUGACAAGUUAGCUAAGAUCUCUAGCCAUGCAGAUCUCACCCUUUCUGCACGCAAAGAAAUUUCGAGAAAGGGGCUCGGAUUACAAGAAAAUUGAAUUGUUUUGGCCACACAGCCUGCUGAAGGUCAGUGAUCGAUUACUUAGGGUGCAAUGUAUUAUAAUAAUUUUUAUAUUAAGGACAACUUUUGGUGUUGAAUUGAGAAAGCGUCAAAGUGUUCUUGAUGAAGAAGUUGCAAAGAUGUUGUACCAACAAGUCGAUAAUUAUAUAUUUGACGUCAUAAACAUACUCCGGCUUAAGUUGCUAACCAUUCAAGGACUUCCACAAUUCUCGCCUUAACAACAAUUGUACAACAAAAGCAAAAGAUUACCUACCGCAUAUACUGAUGACCGAGGUCUUGGGUAAUAGUUGCUAGGGAUAAUUUAGAAAGCGAGCUUUUAUGUGAGAGUCACAUAUCCUGGAUUUUUAAAUCUUUCAGGAAGGAAUCGUCAUAGUUGACAGCCCUGGCAUCGGCGAAUCUGCUAUUACAUAUGACAUGGUAAAAGCAUACCUUCCAGGGGCUCUCCUAUUUAUCUACGUUAUCAAUAAAUCAAACGCGGGUGGAAUACAACGAGACAGGGUAAGAGGCGUAAUAUAAUUACCGCCAUCUGGCUGUACGAUGCCAAAAAAUGAGGUGACAGUGAUAAUCAAUUAGUCGGUCGCGUGAACACAUAUAUGUGGCAUUGUUAGAAAUGCUACAAGAAAAUUGUCUGCGGCUUAACGUAUUUGUUUGUUUGAGAGCCCACUAUAAAACCUGCAAAUUUCAAUUCAACUUGGGAAUAGGCAACAAAAGUUUCCCUGUGGAUGUACCCCAUUUAUACAAUUUAUUUCUGAUUGUAUGCUCUGCCUUCAAAAAGUUUAAGAAAAGCAGGGUCUGACACGGUAUGUUGACAUUGGAAUACUAUUUCUGAAGGGUGGCUUAAAGAUUAACAAGAGAGAAAGAGAAAGAGAAAGAGAAAGAUAUAUCAUAGCUACAUUGAUUAGACCACACAAUGACGAAUAGAGGAUAUCAAUUAAUAAACGAACCAUCGUAAUGAAAAUUUUUGAUGAAUUUCCAGUUAUCUGUUAACAAUGCUCCACUGAAGAUCUUUUGCGCUGUCACCUCACUGUCCAAGUACCUCACGUCUCCAGGUGUUGUGCAAAAACUCCCUUCGUGGACGUUGGUUGAUACUCUACGGGCGAUGGAGAAAUGAGAAGUGACCAAAUUUUACAUUCAAGAAUUAACAAAGUGACUUUAAGACUUUCUUGAAGCAUGGGAGGCACAAGUCUUUUCCGGCCCUCCUGGCUCUUUCAGCACAUUCAAUAGCGAUACAGCUAUGUCGUGGAACAACUUGAAAUCCUGGAGAGCUUCGUCAUAGCAGAAGACGUCUGAUCUAGCAAAUGACUGCCUGCCUUCAAAGAAAUUCUCUGUGGCUAGCAAAGUAAUAGGGGUCACAAGUCCUAUUUGGGUUCCAAUUCAAUUGGCGUGGUUGCUUUUGUACUCUGCGUUCCAGUGGUCGGGGUUAUGGCUAUGAAAGAAAAGUUGGAAAAUUGGAAUGAAAUAAGAAAGUGCGAAAACGAAAAAUGUGGCUUCAUGGCAAAAGCUUCUUUGGAAUACCUUUUUGAAGUGGCUGAAGAGCAGAAUCUGAAGUCUCUUGUGGUCGAACAGCUUAAGGAGGCUAGAGUCUGCCCCGAGAAGGUUGCAAAUCGCAUUCCCGAGCUCAUCAAAGCUGACAGAAUAUCGUGCCAGAAACUGCCAAAUGACAACAGCUCACAGAAAGAAAUAGAUGUCUACAGACCGAUAAAUGAAAGAAGUUUUCAAUUAGGGAGAAAAAUGGCCGUUUUUGGCAUUCAGGAAGUAUCCAUCAUGGACGUCAGUUGCGACGAUCUAGAAUUGAGAGCCGAUCGAGUUUUACCUUUCGGUAGUGACGCAUUUACCACUGUCCAUCGAGGGACAUUAAAGAUGCGAAAAGAUGAAUGAAACUCGUUCAAGUGGCUGUGAAAGUGUGGAAUGAAGAACUUGAAAACUCUUAUGCAAGUGACUUUCUUUCCGAAAUAGAGACAUUGAGGUUGGUUUCCUUAAUGCAGUUUUCAUGUAUUCCGCACUGGUUUGUUAUCUCUUUCUAGCCGUUUGUUUAUUUUCUUCUUUCAAUUGUCUUAAAGCCUUUUUGUUUUGUUUUCUCUUUUAUGAAAACAUUUAUCAAAAAGUAAUUUUAUGGGCUUCACGUUUUUUGAUAGUUCACAAUUUUUGAAAGAAGAAUUGAAACAAUGAAAACAAAAUGUAAAAAGAUAACAACAUAAUGAAAUCACAGCGUGACAACAAUUAACUGAUGAAACAAAGAGUGAUAUUGUUUCAAAGACACCAGGUUGAAGGUAAUUCAUGAAUCUCAUUUCUUUUUAGGAAGCUGGAUCAUCCAUUCAACGUUAAGUUCUAUGGUGCUGCACAGAUUAGAGAAGAAGAUCAGCUGAGAGUAACUUUCGUGAUGGAACUCUGCAAGGAAAACUUGAUGGGACGCAUCUUCCAGAAUCAGGACUAUAUACCUGUCCUCAAUACCUGGUGUCGCGAGAAGUGUAAUUCGAUGGGCGAGAGGCAUCGCCAAUGCUCUCGAGUUCAUACACAGUCAGGGCAUCGUUCACAGAUAUUUUAAGUUGGAAAACAUCAGGGUAAGUACGAAAAAUGACACACAAAUGCACAUGGGAAUGGCCCCCUUUUGCCUACUUUGCGUUUAACACCCAGGGAAAAUCUUACGUUUUAAUUUUGCGAUAUUAAGUGGGAGAAGGGGGGAGAUAAAUCGUCACUUUUAAAUUCACUGCUUGAAUUUGUGCAGAUAGUUAUGCAGAAAAGGCCACCUUAUGUUCAAAAUAGUCCAAAUAGAGUUCAGAGUGGCAUAUGAUAAAUACAGCCCAAACAUCCUCUAGCUCUUACAUUUAUACUGCAUUCAAGCGAGAACCGCCGCAGACUCAGCAGAAAAGAGAUACAAAUGAAGCUUUCCAGUAAGCUUUAAAGUGUCUUCUACUUCUGUUUUUUGUUACAUGCAUUAUUUCACAGCUGAAACAUGAAGAUGAUGUCAAGGUCACUAAUGUCAAUGUUUCUAAAGAAGCCAAGAUGACAACAGGAACAUGAAGGAAACUUUUUACAUUGCCUCAGAAGUGAUCAGAUUAAGGUUUUAUGAUAGCAAGGCCGAUAUCUACAGCUUUGGUAUAAUGCCCUAGCAGAUGUGGUAUGGGAAGAGAGCCCUUAUAGAUAAAGAGGGAGACGUUAGAGUGGUUAGUGGUCAGGAUGCUGAACGUAACAGGCAAACGCAAGUCGACCAAGACAGGAAGAAACCCCCGCCUGAAUGGCAAGAUCUAUUGCAAGGUUGCCUGGAUGAAGAAGUAGACAAACGACCAGAUGCGCCAGCAUGUCAUCAGAAGUUGGCCAUGCUCUACUGGGAUACAGCUCCACCCAUUUGAACUCUAAUAAUUUGAAGAGAAUCUCUGAACGAUUUUGAGA
Molecule: messenger RNA, 3557 nt
Organism: Pocillopora meandrina
Lineage: Eukaryota; Metazoa; Cnidaria; Anthozoa; Scleractinia; Pocilloporidae
Source: the annotation of a GenBank genome assembly